Messenger RNA from Capsella rubella, 1920 nucleotides. RefSeq names its product laccase-10. Gene Ontology annotation, biological process: lignin catabolic process. Bases 83 to 1759 code for a protein of 558 amino acids. The record is from RefSeq and is a predicted model, not a curated record. The transcript is spliced from 6 exons. Lineage: Eukaryota; Viridiplantae; Streptophyta; Magnoliopsida; Brassicales; Brassicaceae. Gene Ontology annotation, cellular component: apoplast. Gene Ontology annotation, molecular function: copper ion binding; hydroquinone:oxygen oxidoreductase activity.
AAUAGAGCCAUCAAAAGAGGAAAAAGAAAGAGCUAUACAACUAAAGACAAAUAGCUAGGGGCAAAGCUAGCUAAAGAGAGAAAUGGAGUUCCCAAUUCGAAUUUUGGUUCUUUUCGCAUUGCUCGCCUUCCCGGCAUGUGUCCACGGUGCAAUACGCAAGUACACAUUCAACGUGGUAACGAAACAAGUAACGCGGCUUUGUUCCACGAAACAGAUCGUUACUGUUAACGGUAAGUUUCCAGGACCAACAAUCUACGCUAACGAAGACGACACGAUUCUCGUUAACGUCGUUAACAACGUCAAGUAUAACGUCUCUAUCCACUGGCAUGGGAUAAGACAAUUACGAACCGGUUGGGCUGACGGACCAGCUUACAUAACUCAAUGUCCAAUUAAACCGGGUCACAGCUACGUCUAUAAUUUCACGGUCACGGGGCAACGCGGCACGCUCUGGUGGCAUGCACAUGUUCUCUGGCUCCGAGCUACGGUUCAUGGUGCCAUCGUGAUUCUACCUAAACCGGGUCUUCCUUACCCGUUCCCUAAACCACACAGAGAAGAAGUCAUCAUACUAGGUGAGUGGUGGAAAUCUGAUACCGAAAUGGUUAUCAACGAAGCCUUAAGAUCCGGUUUAGCACCAAAUGUCUCAGAUGCUCAUGUCAUUAACGGUCAUCCCGGCCUCGUUCCUAAUUGUCCUUCUCAAGGUAACUUUAAAUUAGCGGUGGAGAGUGGAAAAACAUACAUGCUUCGACUAAUAAACGCAGCACUAAACGAAGAGCUCUUCUUCAAAAUCGCCGGCCAUCGUUUCACCGUCGUGGAAGUUGACGCCGCCUACGUUAAACCCUUCAACACCGACACGAUCCUUAUAGCUCCUGGUCAAACCACCACCGCGUUAGUCUCUGCUGCUCGUCCCUCCGGUCAAUACCUAAUCGCCGCCGCUCCUUUCCAAGAUUCCGCCGUCGUUGCCGUCGACAACCGCACGGCAACCGCUACCGUUCAUUACUCCGGCACGCUCUCUGCCACGCCCACCAAAACUACUUCGCCGCCGCCUCAAAACGCUACCUCAGUUGCAAACUCGUUCGUCAAAUCUCUACGGAGUCUUAAUUCAAACACGUAUCCGGCUAAAGUUCCGGUCACCGUCGAUCACGAUCUGUUGUUUACCGUUGGGUUAGGAAUCAACCGAUGCCACAGCUGUAAAGCUGGAAACUUCUCACGUGUCGUCGCGGCUAUAAACAACAUAACAUUCAAGAUGCCUACGACAGCUUUGCUUCAAGCUCAUUACUUCAACCAAACCGGAGUAUACACAACAGAUUUCCCCGGGAGACCGAGACGGGUUUUCGAUUUCACCGGGAAACCGCCUUCGAAUUUAGCAACCAUGAAGGCUACGAAGCUUUACAAGCUUCCAUACAAUGCGACCGUACAAGUUGUUUUGCAAGAUACAGGGAAUGUGGCGCCGGAGAAUCAUCCUAUACAUCUUCAUGGAUUUAACUUCUUUGUGGUUGGUUUAGGAUCAGGGAAUUAUAAUUCCAAGAGGGACUCUAAAAAGUUUAAUCUUGUUGAUCCGGUGGAGAGGAACACCGUUGGUGUACCUUCCGGUGGUUGGGCGGCCAUCAGAUUCCGAGCAGAUAAUCCAGGGGUUUGGUUUAUGCAUUGCCAUUUAGAGGUACACACAACAUGGGGACUAAAGAUGGCUUUCUUGGUGGAUAAUGGUAAAGGCCCAAACCAAUCAAUCCUUCCUCCUCCUAAUGAUCUUCCCAAAUGUUGAUAACUCUUUGUUAUUAUUAUUUUUUUUGAAUCGAUCAAAUUCUUUUCUUGACAUUUUGAUAUGUGUAGUAUGCUGAAAACAAAAUUAUCAAUAAAGCCAUUGUAUGAUUUGAUUGUGUUACGCUUUAAUGAGAGGGUGGAAACAAACAUCUUUUUUCAACU